AUGUUGAUUAAAGAGAAGAUAGCUCAGGAUACAAAGUAUGCCGUGACCAGUGAUGUGGCUGAAGAGGAUCCUGAAACCACAAAUAUAAUUAUUCAGCGUGUUCUACAUGAAAAGCUGCAAGAUGCUGUAGGAUCCCCUAACUUAAAUCUUGAGUUAUUUGUACUUAAAAAAAUCAACAAGACAGAAACAGACGACUUUCUGAGCAAUUGCUGUGGGACACGAAGGAACAAAACUGCAAAAUAUAGGGUCAUGGUUGUUGGUGGGACAGAGGCACAAGAGGAUGAAUGGCCGUGGCAGGCUAGCCUGCGAUGGGAUGGGAGACAUCGCUGUGGAGCGACUUUAAUUAAUGGCACAUGGCUUGUGAGUGCUGCCCACUGCUUUAGAAGGUAUAAGGACCCAGCCAGAUGGACUGCUUCCUUUGGAGUAACAUUAAUGCCUCCGAAAAUAGAACGGGGCCUCCGGAGGAUAAUUGUCCAUGAAAAUUACAAAUACCCGUCGCACGACUAUGAUAUUUCGGUUGCAGAGCUUUCUAGCCCCGUUCCUUACACAAAUGCAGUACACAGAAUUUGUCUCCCUGAUGCAUCCUAUGAAUUCCACCCCGAUAAUGUGAUGUUCGUGACAGGAUUUGGAGCACUGCGAAAUGAAAAUAUCAGUCAAAAUUGUCUUCAGCAAGUACAAGUGGAUUUCAUCGACACUGAAACCUGUAACCAACCACAAAUUUACAAUAAUACCAUAACUCCUAGAAUGUUAUGUGCUGGCUCCUUGAAGGGAAAUAGAGAUGCAUGCCUCGGUGAUUCCGGAGGACCACUGGUUACUCCAGAUGCUAGAGAUACCUGGUACCUUGCUGGAAUAGUGAGCUGGGGCGAUGGUUGCGGGGCACCCAAUAAGCCCAGCGUUUAUACUAGAGUGACUGCUUUCCGGGGCUGGAUCGCUUCCAAAACCGGUGUCUAG
This is a messenger RNA of Camelus dromedarius (Arabian camel), 951 nucleotides long. RefSeq names its product transmembrane protease serine 11E. Gene Ontology annotation, biological process: proteolysis. Gene Ontology annotation, molecular function: serine-type endopeptidase activity. The record is from RefSeq and is a predicted model, not a curated record. NCBI's taxonomy places the organism in Eukaryota, Metazoa, Chordata, Mammalia, Artiodactyla, Camelidae. Bases 1 to 951 code for a protein of 316 amino acids. The transcript is spliced from 7 exons.